UCCACUCCCGGGGACAAACCGGGGGUCUGGGCGGACCCGGCUCGCUGUGCCCGGUUUGGCAGCGACCCCGGGGCUGACAGCGCCGUUAGUUCUCCCCCGUUAGUGCCGCUGCAGCGGUAGAACCCCCGGCACGGUUCCACCGGGAGGCUGGGGUCGGUGCCCCGGGAGCCGCAGCCGGCACCGGGGGUGCUGCCGUGACCUCCGGUACCGGGAUCCUGCCCGGCCUCACGAAACCCCCGGCCCCGUGAGCAGCAGCGGUGGCGGGGGCAGCCCGGCAGAGGGGUCCGGAGGGCUCACGGGGGUACCGGAGGAGGCGGCCCGGGACCGGGCGCUCGCUCGUUCACUCUCACUGGCCCCGCUUCUCGCUGUCGCCCGCCCCCGACGGUGUCCCGUGACAUCACACCUGGCCGCUGACGUCACACCUGCUCACUGACGUGUUGGGGAUCCCGCGGCACCACCGGGGACGCCCCCAGAGGGAUCCCCCGGGCCCGGCGGGACCCGACGAGGUCACUGCAACACGCGACGAGGAGCAGGGCCGGUACCAGCCCGGGGACACGGCCACGAGCCCUCGGGACCGGUCAGACAGAAGGGUACCGGAGCUGUCCGGGGUCCCAACGCCACCGGGCGCGCGGAGCGGGGGGGUGCAGCCCCCCGCAUCCCUCGCUCGGUGGUGGCGGUACCGGCGGCAGGAGGGUGACACCGGCAGCCCCCGCAGCCGGGAUUAGCUGUACCCCGGGAGAGGUCGCGGGGACUGCGAUGGCUUCGGGGGAGGAAACCCGAGCCCAGCCACCCUGGCAAGGCCACGGGGGUGCAGGGAGGGGACUCCUGGUCACAGCAGCCCUAGGGAGCCACCCCGACACCCAGGUGGGGACACGACGGCCACCAGGCAGCCCCAGGGUGGCGUUGGGGCUUGCAGGGUGCCCGGGCGAUGAUCAGCCGGUGCUCACGGCUGCCCCUGGCUCCCUGCCCCGGGCCUAUAUUUAUCGGUAAUGACAGGCUGCUCCGGGGCGUUCCCGGUCCGUACCCCGCUGCCUCGGCCCCCCGGCCCUGCCCAGCUCAGCCGGUGCCACGCGUGACCCCGGCGUCCCACGGCCACCUGCCCAUUUCCGGGCACACGCAGCCCCAGGUCGGGGCUAUAAAAAGCUCAGCGUGGGGUGGCAGCUGCCACAGGGGGGGUCCCGUGGUGGCUCUGACCGGAACGGGAUGCUCCGGGCCUGGCUGCACGCGGGAGGACGCCGGGGCUGCGGGAGCCACACCAUAAAUGUCCAGCUCGGAGCUGUCCUGGAACAGGGACAGGGCAGGAGAGCGUGGGGGAGAGGGCUGAGCCCCCCACCCCCCUCCACGGCACGCACUGACACCGGCACUUGUCACCCCCAGAUCUCCACAGGCUCCUCUUGGGGGGACAGGGGGGGCAAGGGGAGAGUUGGGGUCCCCAGAGAACCCGGUCAGAGGGGAAACCGAGACACAGCAGAGGGCUGGGGGCUCUCGGUGCUCCACCUGUGCAAGGGAACCCCCGUGCACACACCGGUGCUGCAGCGGCUCCCCAGCUCUGGGGGUGCCUUGUGUCCCCCAGCUCCUCUGGAUGCUGCUUCUGCAGCUCUGGGGGACACUGAGGCAGCUCGUGGGGGACCCCUGUGCCCGUCCUGCGUGGGCACCGCAGGGCACCGUGUCCCCCGCAGGCGGAAGGGCUCGGGGUGGGACUCGCUUCCCGCCGGCUCCCGGAGGAAACGGGGCAGGAAGGGCCUGGCCGGGGCCCCGCAGCGCCGGGACGUGGCCGACGGCACCGGAGGGGGGGACACAGGGGGUCCCCGGGAGCUCGCUCACGUCCAGGGUGACAGCAGUUGGUCACCCCAAGGCCGCCCUGCCCGGAGCACAGCGAGGAGGGGGCUCCAAGGGGGGUGGGAGGGAGCUUCAGCCCCCAGCCCCCCCAUGCUGGUCCCCACGGGGCUCUGUCCCCUCUCAGUCACAGGCACACAUCGCUGCAAAUCCUCUCUGUAUUGGCGAGCACUGACGCGGUACAACAGCCCGGGAGGGGGAGGGGCAGGGGUGGGACCCCCACGACCCCCCCCCCAGCCUGGGGAAUGCGGGGCUCCCCCGGUGCUCCCCUCCAGGGAGGAAGGUCCCGCUCCGUGA
Molecule: messenger RNA, 2133 nt
Organism: Onychostruthus taczanowskii (white-rumped snowfinch)
Lineage: Eukaryota; Metazoa; Chordata; Aves; Passeriformes; Passeridae
Product: collagen alpha-1(I) chain-like
Exons: 2
Coding region: 1204-2133 (309 amino acids)
Source: RefSeq, a predicted model, not a curated record